AUGGUCUUGUUCACGGUGGGAGAUUAUCUUGCCGAAAGGCUCUCCCAAAUUGGGAUUCGCCAUCAUUUCAUCGUCCCAGGUGACUACAAUCUCGUCCUGCUCGAUAAACUCGAGGCGCAUCCAGCAUUAACCGAGAUUGGUUGCACAAACGAACUAAAUUGCUCUCUGGCUGCUGAAGGCUAUGCACGCGCUUGUGGUGUUGGUGUUUGCGUUGUUACCUACAGUGUAGGCGCCUUCUCAGCCCUCAAUGGAAUCGGCAGCGCGUAUGCAGAGAACCUCCCUGUUAUCUUAGUCAGUGGUGCACCUAACACGAAUGAUAUGGAUCAACAUCUACUACACCAUACGCUCGGGGAUCAUGACUUUAGCUACCAGUUUGAGAUGGCUAAGAGGGUCACUUGCUGCGCCGUAGCCAUCCGUCGGGCUGCCCAAGCCCCGGAGUUGAUCGAUCGAGCUAUCCGAACCGCGCUUUUGAAACGGAAGCCAGCGUAUAUCGAAGUGCCGACGAACUUAUCCAGAGAGGCAUGUGCUCGGCCUGGACCUGCCAGUGCUAUUGCUGAGCCGAAUCUGAGUGAUGGGCCAGCUCUUGACUCUGCUGUUAUUGCCGCCUCUGAGUUCCUCUGUGCGAAGCAGAAGCAAGUUAUUCUUGUCGGGCCAAAAGUGCGAAGAGCCGGCGCGCAGAAGGCUCUGCUCCGGCUAGCAGAAGCCAUCGGAUGCGCCGUGGUUCUUCAACCAGCAGCAAAGGGCUCUUUCCCCGAGGACCACCCCCAGUUCGCAGGAAUCUUUUGGGGCCAGGUCAGCACGCUCGCAGCCGACACUAUUGUCAAUUGGGCUGAUGUCCUCAUCUGCAUCGGCACUGUGUUUACAGAUUACAGUACAGUUGGCUGGACAGCUUUGCCCAAUGUUCCGCAAUUAGUCGCGGAUAUAGACAGCGUGACCCUGGCUCAUCCAAAUAUAUAUUUCAGUCGUGUUCAGUUGCACGAUUUUCUGUCCAGGCUAGCUGAAGCAGCCAGCUGGAAUAGCAGCACGAUGACUGAGUAUACCCGACUUCGUCCUGACCCUUCCCUAGGACACGCUUCUCGCGGACAGGAGAAGUUAACUAGAAAGGAGGUCGCUCGACAGACGCAAUUGCUCUUGACUCCAGAGACGACGGUGUUCACUGACACUGGCGAUUCAUGGUUUAAUGGAAUUCAACUAUGCCUUCCACGUGGAGCCGAGUUUGAGAUUGAGAUGCAAUGGGGCCAUAUUGGAUGGACUAUCCCAGCUUCAUUUGGUUACGCUCUUGCAAAACCAGAGAGGAGAACCAUUGUCAUGGUGGGGGAUGGUGCGUUCCAGAUGACUGCCCAGGAAGUUUCGCAGAUGGUACGAUACCGCAUUCCCAUUAUUAUUCUUUUAUUAAACAACAGAGGCUACACAAUUGAGGUGGAAAUUCAUGAUGGCCUGUAUAAUCGUAUUCAAAAUUGGGAUUAUGCGCUUCUAGUCCAGGCAUUCAGUUCUAAAGAGGAAGGAGGACGUGCUCUUGGUCUUGAGGCUCAUACCGCGGAGGAGAUUUCUGGAGCGCUCGAGAGAGCUAUGGCACACAAAGAUGGACCAACGCUUAUCGAGUGUAACAUCCAUCCAGAUGACUGCAGUAGAGAGCUGAUUACUUGGGGACAUUUUGUUGCGGCGGCUAACUCCCGUGUCUCUGCUAAAGACUGA
Messenger RNA from Trichoderma virens Gv29-8, 1695 nucleotides. RefSeq lists its product as uncharacterized. The transcript has a single exon. Gene Ontology annotation, molecular function: magnesium ion binding; thiamine pyrophosphate binding; carboxy-lyase activity. Lineage: Eukaryota; Fungi; Ascomycota; Sordariomycetes; Hypocreales; Hypocreaceae. The record is from RefSeq and is a predicted model, not a curated record. The coding region runs from base 1 to 1695 and encodes 564 amino acids.